Molecule: messenger RNA, 1294 nt
Organism: Marchantia polymorpha subsp. ruderalis
Lineage: Eukaryota; Viridiplantae; Streptophyta; Marchantiopsida; Marchantiales; Marchantiaceae
Source: the annotation of a GenBank genome assembly
UUGCAGUGAGUGUUCUGUGCACGCUCCGAGUAAGCAGCAACUACGAGGCUUAGUGAGGCAUCCCCUGCUGGUAGCGGGUUCAAGCUCUACUUUGGUGGAGAUGUCUCCAGCUUGUGGCACUUGGAUCCCUCAUAAAAUCCUCAAACGAGAUGACGGUGGUUGUGAGUCAGUGAGCUGCCGCCCAGUGAGAAUCUGAUGCCCUCUACCAACUGCAGUAGCGUAGUUGUGCAGCCCAGAGGGCGGGAGGACCAUCGACGAUUUCGAAAGCUCAGGAAGUCUGGAAUCAAAGUGGUGAUGCUGGGCGAGGAUAAUUGUUGAGAUUCUAAAGUAAAUGUUCACAGAUCAUGUCGAACAUCGGAGCUUGUAGUAUCUGAUGCUCGUCAUUAUGAAGAUAAAUUCUGCCAAUCUGACGGGGAUUCUUCGCGACAACCCCACGGCGCAAGCUGAUCAUUCCGCCCUGAUGCAAAAGUCAGUGACUUCGCGAGCGACAUGACUCGAGGCCAUCAACUUGAGGCACUGCGAAAUGUUCGAGUCCAUGUUUGCGGGCGCCCACGAAUUGCACAUGUUGCAGAGCGGUCAUAAUAGCUUCGAGACGGGGCAGCGUUCGUUCCUGUGCGCGCAUGUCUCGCAAAUAUAUCUCACUUUAGCCAAUUUUACAAAGCUUUGGAUGCCAUCGAAUGAGCAACUGGCAGCCUGCCUACUCACGACCUUUUCUUCGCUCUUUUGCUUUCGGUUAUCUUUGCCACCUUCACCUUUCGGGCCCAAUCUUUUGCAAAGAUUUGAAGUUCACAUCAGCACGAACCCUUGUACGCAUCGCGUCCAGAGAACAUUCUUUUGGAUUAGGGUUCAACCUUCGAUUUCAGCUUUGCUCGGACUCAUGAAGUUGUGAAUCCCAUUCUCAAGCGACUGACAUUAGAUUGUGCAUGGAAACAGAAACUCUUGAAUCAUCCUGCUCCUUCCUGUGUGGCUUGCAUAAUUGUCCCUGGUUCGUGCUUCAGCUCCCAGAACAAGCUCUCGUUCGCAUGCGGCCUCUUUCCAUCGAUCCAUGCGUCGGUGAGUUAAGAAAAGAUGUUUCGCACUACACUCAUUGCAUGACAAAAAAGCGAGUUCCCGUCGAGACUUUGGAGCGAAGAAACGUCGCGAUUUUUUAAGUAUUCUCAUGCAUGCAUAUAUUAACAUGAGGGAGAGAAUGUUGUAACAUGAAUAUAUAUAUAUAUAUAUAUAUAUAUAUAUAUAUUGUAAAUUAUCCACAUCUUUAUAAAAAUCAAAUUCUUCUUUUUAUCACAUGAUUGUC